AUGGAACAUAAAAUCGUCAUUCUUUUAGCAGUUGUCCAUCUUUUCGGUUCAACUUUUGGUUAUGUUCAUGAUUAUCAUCUUUCGGAUGUAGUUGAUGUUACUCUUUCAAAAUCAACUUCAAAUAAUAUUACAGAAUUACAGACAGCACCUAUUAUAACUGCAGCAAAUCCAUUUGGUCUACCAGGUAUUUCAGAAAAUACUCGUAAAGAUAUUAUAAUUGUUGAUGGUGAUGUUGCUUCACCAGUUGGACAAGCAAGAACCCUUUUCAAAUCAACUCAACGAUGGCCUCGGGGUAUUGUUCCAGUUGAAUUGGAUAACGCUUAUUCUAAUAAUCAGAAGAAUAUUAUUCUAACAGCCAUGUCAAAAAUAAGUCAAGCAACAAAUAAUUGUAUUCGAUUUGUUUGGAGAGGAAAUAAUCCAUACUGGCUUCGUAUUCAUCCAGGAAAUGGUUGUUGGUCGUAUCUGGGUAAAAUAGUAAAUAAUGGUCGUCAAGAUCUUAGUUUACAAAAUCCAGCUUGUGUUCAUGAAGGAACAGUAAUACAUGAGUUGUUACAUGCACUUGGACAUGUUCAUGAACAUAAUCGACCAGACCGAGAUGCAUGGGUGAGAAUUAAUUGGGGAAAUAUUUCACCUGGAACACAAUCAAAUUUUAAUAAAUAUUCAGCUGGUGAAGUAGAUACGUUUAAUUAUCCAUAUGACUAUGGCUCUAUUAUGCAUUAUCACUCUACAGCUUUCAGUAAGAAUGGUCAUCGUACGAUUGAGACAAUUCGACCUGGAUUUGAGAAUUAUGUCAAUUCUAUUGGUAGAUCUGGACGUCUAGCUGGUUGGGAUAUAGAAAAAUUAAAGAAACGUUAUGGUUGUUAA
This is a messenger RNA of Adineta ricciae, 864 nucleotides long. The record is from the annotation of a GenBank genome assembly. NCBI's taxonomy places the organism in Eukaryota, Metazoa, Rotifera, Eurotatoria, Adinetida, Adinetidae.